Messenger RNA from Gymnodraco acuticeps, 3704 nucleotides. RefSeq lists its product as uncharacterized. The transcript is spliced from 12 exons. The record is from RefSeq and is a predicted model, not a curated record. NCBI's taxonomy places the organism in Eukaryota, Metazoa, Chordata, Actinopteri, Perciformes, Bathydraconidae. The coding region runs from base 2315 to 3514 and encodes 399 amino acids.
UGCGGACGGGUCUCUGAUCGUCUGACUCACCUGUUAAUGAUAUCAAUCCCUCAAACACAAAGGGCUUAAAACUGGGAUCUAUUUCCUCAUCAUUGUCAGAUGGGGAAAUACUGAGUGACUCGGUGUUAAUUAAGCCAAUGCCUUUCGGCCGGGUCAUGUUUUGUGGCUGCUCCUUACACUUAAGAAUCAUGCAGUCAGCAAUAACAUGUCCAGGCUGAUGACAAUAGUGACAUUCUCUCUCCUCUUUGCUCCUCGUAAAUACUUUCGCUGGCUGACCAACAGGUGCACCCGGCAUGCGGCGAGAGUUCUCAGCAACAGCAGGAGAAAACACCGAUUUAUGGAUUAACACGUAUUCGUCAGCUAGCACCGCAGCAGCAGAGAGAGAAGUUACUUUCUGUUCGUUUAUGUACCCCACAAUACGAUCCGGUAAACCCCUCUUAAAUUUCUCCAUAAGGAUUCAUUCCUUCAAAGCAGAAUACUCUGCAGCAUUACACGAAUCAAUCCACUUAGUAAGUAACAUCCCCUUCUCUGCAAACUCGACAUGUGUUUGGUUAGAACCCUUCCUGUGAUUCCUAAACUUCUGCCGGUAAGCUUCGGGGACUAACUCGUACACCCUAAGUAUGGCCCCCUUCACCAAGUCGUAAUCCAUACUGUCCUCCAGCGAAAGAGCAGCAACCGCCUCCUGAGCUCUCCCGUGAAUGUUAGACUGGAUUAACAGAGCCCAGGCCUCAGCCGGCCACUGUAAUGCCGCUGCAAUGCGUUCGAAUGCCCCAAAAUACGCGUCCACUUCAGUCUCACGAAAAACCGGCACUGAAAUAUUCUUUCCUACGUUGAAAGCAGGUGGGUGAGAAUGAAGGGAGGAACUUCCUCCGACAUGGCCAAAAGCACCGGAGGCGCGCAGCUCGGAGUCUAGCUCCAGCUGACGUAUCCGGACUUCCUUGUCCAUUUCCAACUUUCGUAGCUCCAACUGUAACUGCCUGGCUUUCUCCCUGUCGUUAGCUUCCCACUGAAGCUGCCUGUCCUUAGCUUCCAACUGGAGCCGGGCGAGUCGGACCUUGAGUUUACUCCCCUCCCGGGAAUCUGUACUACCAACAGGAGAUGAUGGACAUUUGCGAGACGGCGUGAGCGGUGCCUCACACGACUCGCCCCCCUCACUGUCACUACCCCUUCCUUUAGCAAAUGUAAACUCCGCCUCAGACCCCGGACGUAACAGGCCUUCAGUGAGAACAUUGGACACUGGGAGCUCAGCUGGUACAGCCAGUACAAGUACCUCUCUUCUCACCAUCUCAUCCACUACCAAUGCCUUCAACUCCUUUUUUAAUAAUUGCCGACUCACCACAAGACUGAAGUGCUGCGCUAUUUCCAUCAAAUCGUCCUUAAGACACCGGUCCAGCUCCUCAUAGGACGGCCAGACUAGGAACGACUCUAAGUUGAAAGACGCCAUACUCAGCUAAAUCUGCCCACUUUACCAAUUUUGUUUUUAGCUAUAAGAAACUCACUUAUAAUCCCAGGAAUUAAUUAAGAUCCCGGACGAGAGCCCCCACAUGUUACGCUCCCUAUUGGGCUAGGGGAACCAAAAGGGAAGCGACACGACCAGAUUGGAAUUGGUAAUAAUCAUAAAUGGGUUUAUUAUCAAGCAAGGUGAACAAAAAUGGCAAGCAAGCAGCCUGAACAAACAAAAAGACCAAAAGGGCACCGGUUGACAAUAACCGAACAAAAGGAGAACUCAAAAGGAGUCUAACGGAUCAUACAGAGUAAUAGUUAAAUAAAAGAGAAACAAAACCUCACGUUAACGUGGUACAUGUAAUUGAAAGGGCUGUGCAAAAACCACAGCUGCUGGUGAUCGACAGGUGCUAAUCACCUGGGUCCAACCAAUACUCAUACAAGUGCUGAUCUACAGGCGCUAAGCUAACCUGGGUCUAAGCCAUACACACACACACCCUAUACUAAACACAAAACACUACGACACGCUGCUAAUCAGUGUACUAAACACAUAAACUCUUCUCAACACACUGCUAGGCAGUCUAACGAGACACAGAAUAUGGCAAUAACAGAAUGAGAGGCUUGAGGCGUCUGUCCCACAAUACAGAGCCUCCCGAAUGAUGUCCUUGCCCGGCCUUUGUACUCCUCCCCCAGGUGACGUGGCCAAAGCGGGCGGGGAUUAGAUGACGUCAGUCUAAUCACUGCGGAGGUUGCGAGGGCGGGACGGCCAAUAACAGCUGAUGAACUGCACCGCUCAUUCACAUAUACACACAAAACAGAGUUAACGGCACAAGGUAAACAGCGGCUGUAACACUCUCCCACAGUCCUCCCCAUGUCCUCCCCAAGUAGUGAGCAGGACUUACCUGUUCCGAAGGUAACCUCAGAGGAACCUGUCUGUCUCUCUCCGGUCCAGGUCUCCCGCCCUGCUGACAAGCAUUAUGGAAGGUCCUACCGCAGGAAGAAAGCACAGAUCCUCCCCAUGUCCUCCCCAAGUAGUGAGCAGGACUCACCUGUUCCGAAGGUAACCUCAGAGGAACCUGUCUGUCUCUCUACGGUCCAGGUAUCCCGCCCCGCUAACAAGCACCAUGGAAAGACCUACCGCAGGAAGAAAGCAAAGAGCAAGAGCAAGCUGAAAGUCCUCCCCAUGUCCUCCCCAAGUAGUCUGGACUCACCUGUUCCGAAGGUGAAUCAGGCAGAGCUUCUGUUCGAUCAGAUCUUUCACUCCUCCCCCACACACUCCUCAGGGUUACCUGAGGGGGCGGAGCUACAAAUGUCUCAGGUGCAGAAAUACAUGUUUGGAGGAGACCUCUCUUCCAUUCCAAAGGAAGGGUUCGGUUCUGGCAGGAAGAGGUCCGCUCUAGACUCAGGUUACCUGUCAGACCAAACUAAGGGCCCGCUGGGCAAAACCAGGAGGGAGGAGCCUGAGGCCAAGGGGGAGGAGCCUGUGUCAGAGGGAGAGGGGGUGGAGGGGGAAGAGCCUGUGUCAGAGGGGGAAGCACCUGAGUGGGAGGAGCCAGAGCCUAAGCGGGAGGAGCCAGAGACAGAGGGGGAAGAGCUGUGGGAGGAGCCAGAGACAGAGAGGGAGGAGCCUAACAGCCUGCAGACAGAGUCCUCACCUGAGGGGGCGGGGCCUGUGGGGUGGGUGGAGCCAGGGUCUCACCUGACGUACAAUAUCACCGCUGCCUUCAACACCUUUAAUUCUCAGCUGGAUCACCACUUCACCGGCUGCUGGAAGAACGUGGAGACAGAAAUACUCCAGUCGUUAACAAAAUCUCAACAACACGUCUCCUCCCCGCUGACCGCUGUCCAUCAACACAGGUUGGUGUUGCUCCACAGGUUUCAGAGCAGUGUCACUGAUCAGCUGAAGAGUCUCCAUGAUGAUUCAAACCGUCUGACUUCCAUCAACACACAGACCCUGAACUUCUUCCAGACUGAGAUGCAGCAGCUGGGCUCGUUCUGUGAGGAGACCCUGACCAUAUUAAGGUCAUUGGGUGGGGGUGAGUCGGGGGCGGGGCAUCCAUCCAGCCAAUGAGGGAGGAGGAGAGCUCGUCCAAUCAGGAGACUCCCUGAGGUUUAAUUUGUUAAGAUCCUGACCCUGUGGUUCAGGACUUCAUUCAGAUUCAGUUCUGAUGUCUUUUUGUUUACCUUAAAGAACCGGUUCCAGGCUGGUUCUGUCUCUUUGUUUCAGCCUCGGAGCUUCUAUAAAUCCUGGUUCUGUAAAA